Musa acuminata subsp. malaccensis (wild Malaysian banana) is the source of this 1000-nucleotide messenger RNA. RefSeq names its product acid phosphatase 1-like. The record is from RefSeq and is a predicted model, not a curated record. NCBI's taxonomy places the organism in Eukaryota, Viridiplantae, Streptophyta, Magnoliopsida, Zingiberales, Musaceae. Gene Ontology annotation, molecular function: acid phosphatase activity.
ACUCUCUUCUGUAGUUAGAAAGAGAGAGAGAGAGAGAGAGAGAGAGAGAGAGAGAGAGAGAAAUGGACGUAAAAGCCGCCCUCUGGUCUCUUGCAGCCAUAUUGAUGGCCUCGCCCGGCGCCCGGCCGCCGGAGGGAACGCCCAGGGAGCCGCCCGCCAUUCACCUCCUAAAGCCCUUGUUCGGCUCCGGCGGGCUGCCGGCCGAUGGGGUCACCUGCGCGAGCUGGAGGUUCGGGGUGGAGACCAACAACGUCCGGGGAUGGAGGACCGUCCCCCGCAGCUGCGAGGGGUACGUCGGCCACUACAUGCUCGGCGACCGCUACCGCCAGGACUCCGCCGUGGUGACCGCCGCGGCCGCGGCCUACGUCGAGGGCCUCCAGAUCCCCGGCGACGGCAUGGACGCGUGGAUCUUUGAUAUCGACGAGACCGUACUCUCCAACCUCCCUUACUACGCUCAUCAUGGCUUCGGGGUGGAACCAUACAAUGCCACUUCCUUCAAUGCGUGGGUGGACAAGGGGAUAGCACCUGCACUGCCGGAGAGCUUGAAGCUGUACCACAAACUACUCCCUCUCGGCAUCAAGAUCGUCUUCUUGACAGGGAGAUCAGAGGAGAGGAGAAAUGUCACCAUCACCAACCUCAAAAGGGCUGGUUAUCGGACAUGGGAGAAACUGCUGCUCAAGGGAGAAGGUGUGAACGGCACGGCCAUGGCGUUCAAGACAGCUGAAAGGGAGAAGCUGGAGGAGCAAGGGUACAGAAUCGUAGGGAACAUAGGUGAUCAGUGGAGUGACAUCCUGGGAAAACCGGAGGGUGCUCGAACCUUCAAGCUACCGGAUCCGUUAUAUUACAUCAGCUGAGAUGACAUCUCCAAUCACGUACGCCUGUUCCUGCUGCUAUGCUUGAGUUCGCUAGCCUGCUGUUCUAAGUAGGACUCCUAUUAUCGUUGCUGCAAAGUCAUGGAUUAAGUUGCAUGGGAAUAAGAUCGAACGGGUUGCCUUCUUGC